Molecule: messenger RNA, 2418 nt
Organism: Elephantulus edwardii (Cape elephant shrew)
Lineage: Eukaryota; Metazoa; Chordata; Mammalia; Macroscelidea; Macroscelididae
Gene: TSR1
Product: TSR1, 20S rRNA accumulation, homolog (S. cerevisiae)
Exons: 15
Coding region: 1-2418 (805 amino acids)
Biological process (GO): endonucleolytic cleavage of tricistronic rRNA transcript (SSU-rRNA, 5.8S rRNA, LSU-rRNA); ribosome biogenesis; maturation of SSU-rRNA from tricistronic rRNA transcript (SSU-rRNA, 5.8S rRNA, LSU-rRNA)
Cellular component (GO): preribosome, small subunit precursor; nucleus
Molecular function (GO): U3 snoRNA binding; GTPase activity; GTP binding
Source: RefSeq, a predicted model, not a curated record
AUGGUGGUCCACCGCUCCGGCCCUCUCAAGCAGCAGAAUAAAGCCCAUAAAGGCGGGCGACAUCGGGGUCGGGGAUCUUCGCAGCGAGACAGCAAAGGUCGCCUAGGAGUGAAAGCGCUGAGCAAGAAAGUGAGAAAAGAACUCAGCCGAGUAGACCAGCGGCAUCGUGCCAGCCAGCUCCGGAAGCAGAAGAAAGAGGCGGUUCUGGCGGAAAAGAGACAUCUGGGCAGCAGGGAUGGCCCUCCCCAUCACGUACUCAUUGUCCCUCUGCACAACAAUAUUUCCCUGCCAGAGGCCUUGCGACUGCUUCAGGAUUGUGAUACUGGGACUGUGCACCAGAGUGAAUGGGGAGGCACCCUGAAUUUUAUGCUGCUCUGCCCCCGGUUGAAACAUCGGUGGUUUUUUACAUCUGCGAAGCCAGGGGAUCUGCACACUGUGUUAGACAUGGCUAAAGUGGCUGAUACCAUACUAUUCCUCCUUGAUCCAAUAGAAGGCUGGGACAGCACUGCGGAUUAUUGCCUCUCCUGCCUUUUUGCACAGGGCCUUCCUACCUAUACACUAGCUGUUCAGGGAGUUUCUGGUCUUCCACCAAAGAAACAAAGAGAUGCCAGAAAGAAGCUAAGCAAAGCAGCAGAGAAACGCUUUCCUGAUGACAAACUCUUCCUGUUAGACACCCAUCAGGAGGCUGGGGUGCUGAUCAGGCAGUUGGCUAAUCAAAAGCAACGGCAUCUUGCCUUUCGAGAUCGGCGGGCCUACCUGUUUGCAUAUGCUGCUGACUUUGUACCUAGUGAAGAGAAUAACUUGGUUGGCACUUUGAAAGUCUCUGGUUAUGUUCGUGGGCAGACUCUAAAUGCAAAUAGCUUGCUGCAUAUCAUUGGACAUGGUGAUUUUCAGAUGAAACAGAUAGAUGCUCCCAUGGACCCUUUUCCUUUAAAUCCGAGAGUGAUUAAAUCUCAAAAAGACCCAAGCCUGGCAAUGGAGAUUUGUGCUGCAGAUGCUACGGCUGAUAUGGAGGAAGAUCUCAAGGUCUUAAUGAAAGCAGACCCUGAUAGACAGGAAUCUUUGCAGUCAGAGGUUAUCCCAGAUCCAAUGGAGGGAGAGCAGACUUGGCCCACAGAGGAAGAGCUGAGUGAAGCAAAUGACUUAUUGAAGGAAAGGUCCAAGAUGGUGAAGAAGGUCCCCAAAGGAACAUCCAUUUACCAGGCUGAAUGGAUUUUGGAUGAGGACGGUGAAAGUGGUGGAGAUGGCGAGGAAUACGAUGAUACAGAGCAUGAAGAUUUUAUGGAAGAGGAAUCGCAGGAUGAGAGUAGUGAAGAGGAACAAGAAGAGGAGGAAUGUGAAACUAUGACUAUCGGGGAGUCUGUGUGUGAUGAUAUGUAUGAUGAGAAAGUGGAUGAAGAAGCGGAGGAAAAAAUGCUGGAGAAAUAUAAGCAAGAAAGACUAGAAGAGAUGUUUCCAGAUGAGGUGGACACCCCCCGAGAUGUAGCUGCUAGAAUUCGAUUUCAGAAAUACAGAGGUCUGAAGAGCUUCCGGACAUCACCAUGGGAUCCUAAGGAAAACCUUCCCCGAGAUUACGCACGCAUUUUUCAGUUUCAGAACUUUACUAAUACUAGAAAACGCAUUUUUAAAGAGAUUGAGGAAAAAGAGGUUGAGGGAGCUGAGGUUGGCUGGUAUGUCACACUUCAUGUCUCUGAAGUCCCUGUGUCAGUGAUUGAGCACUUUAGGCAAGGAGCACCUUUGAUUGCAUUUUCCCUGCUACCUCAUGAACAGAAGAUGUCAGUAUUGAAUAUGGUCGUGAGACGGCACUCUGGCAACACUGAACCUGUGAAAGCCAAAGAGGAGCUGAUUUUCCACUGUGGGUUCAGGCGCUUCCGAGCCUCGCCUUUAUUCUCUCAGCAUACUGCAGCGGAUAAGCAUAAAUUUCAGAGGUUCCUGACUGCUGAUGUGGCCCUGGUGGUGACAGUGUAUGCCCCAAUCACUUUUCCUCCUGCAUCAGUGCUGCUUUUCAAACAGAACAGCAGUGGAAUGCACAACCUCAUUGCCACAGGCCAUCUGUUGUCAGUAGAUCCAGACAGAAUGGUCAUAAAGAGAGUUGUUCUGAGUGGCCAUCCUUUUAAAAUUUUUACUAAGAUGGCAGUAGUGCGUUACAUGUUCUUCAGCAGAGAGGAUGUAUUGUGGUUUAAACCAGUGGAACUAAGAACAAAGUGGGGUCGUCGGGGACACAUCAAGGAGCCUUUAGGUACUCAUGGCCACAUGAAGUGCACUUUUGAUGGGAAGCUCAAAUCUCAGGACACAGUACUGAUGAACCUUUAUAAGCGAGUUUUCCCCAAAUGGACUUAUGAUCCUUAUGUCCCAGAACCAGUACCUUGGAUAAAGAGUGCAGUUACUUCAGCAGUGCCUGAAGUGGACAUGGAGUAA